Messenger RNA from Lagopus leucura (white-tailed ptarmigan), 2925 nucleotides. RefSeq names its product opioid growth factor receptor (gene OGFR). The coding region runs from base 85 to 2214 and encodes 709 amino acids. Gene Ontology annotation, cellular component: membrane. NCBI's taxonomy places the organism in Eukaryota, Metazoa, Chordata, Aves, Galliformes, Phasianidae. The transcript has 9 exons. Gene Ontology annotation, molecular function: opioid growth factor receptor activity. The record is from RefSeq and is a predicted model, not a curated record.
UCCUCCGCCCCGACCCACGUGCUCCGGCUUUGUGCGGGCCGGCCCGGCGUUCCUUUCGCUUUCCUUUUCCUCUGCCGGCUUUCCAUGGCGGCCUGGUUCAGUUUCAGGGCGGAGGAGGACGAGGACGGGGACGAGACGUGCUUCUGGAGGUACGACUCCACCUGGGAGGAAGACGACGACGAGGAGGAGGACAAGGAUGGCGGUGAAGGCCAGCCUAAGGGAGCGGAGGCGGCCGCCGGGGAGGAGCCGGAGGAUGCGGAGAAGUCUGUGCUGAGCUCGCCGCGGGAAUCCCGGCAGGCCCAGCCUAGAUGGUAUACUAUAUUCCUGAAGCUGCUAAUGUAUUUAUUGAAUACUGAGGGACAAAGAAGAUCCAAUUCGUCACCAUCGUUUCAGAGGAGUUUUAAGAUCUCAGGCAGGCGCAACUGGAAUGCAGCAAGAGACUUGCAGAGAUACAGGCAUCGUUACCCGGGUUUGAUAGAAUCAGAAACUGAUGAGGAAGAAGAUAUGUGGAACUUGAGCUUCUACAAAAAUGAGAUUGCUUUUAUGCCCCACGGUUUGCAUAUUGAAGAUCUGCUUGAAUCUUGGUGGGACAACUAUGAGGUUCUGGAAGAAAACCAUUCAUACAUACAGUGGCUAUUUCCUUUACGUGAACAUGGGAUGAAUUUUCGUGCGAAGCCGCUCACGUGUCAAGAAAUUGAGGCCUUGAAGAAGUCAGAGGAAGCUAUGGAAAGGUUUAUACGUGCUUAUCGACUCAUGUUGAGAUUUUAUGGAAUAAUUCUAGUGAACCAGGAAACUGGAGAACUCAAGAGAGCAGAGAAUUGGGCUGAAAGAUUUCUAAACUUGAACCGGUUUAGCCACAACAAUUUACGGAUUACUCGCAUCCUGAAGUGCCUGGGGGAGAUGGGAUAUGAACGCUAUCAAGUGCACUUGGUAAAGUUUUUCCUAACAGAAACUCUUGUUAAUGAGACAUUACCAAAUGUCAAGAGAAGUGCCUUGGACUACUUCCUGUUCACCAUCAGAAGCAAGCAGAAGAGAAGAGAACUAGUCCACUACGCUUGGCAGCACUACAGACCUCAGGGCAGCUUUGUGUGGGGGCCCCAUGACAAACUCUUGAAGUACAGACCCCACUCCAACAAGUCAAAGUUGCACCAAAAGGCUGAAAAUGAACAGAAAACUCCUGGUAAAAAGAUUGAUGAUUCAGUGGAAGAGGGUCAGAACCAGACUGUAGAGGAGGAGCAGAAGGCUGGUGAUGCUGCCGAGUUGCAAACUGAAGCAAAUGAAGAGGACACGGCGGAGAAGAUAAGCAAAUGUGUCUCAAAAGAUGGGGAUGAUGAAGAUGAGAAAAAAACUCGAUUUGCUCAGCAGGAGAAGGAUUGCAACAGUGAGGCUGAAUUGCAAGAUGCAACAGAGAAUGACUGUGGAAAGGAGAGCAAGAAGAGAAAACUGGAUGCAAAUUUGGCAGACGCCGUAAAGAGCGGACAACUGAAAAGCCCUUCUGACAUUGAGAAAAUUUCCAGUAAUCUGGAAGAAUGUGCAAUUGAUGCAGAAAUCCCCUUGGAUCCACUCUUACAGUCAGAACAAGACCAAGAAACACCAAAAGAAGAAAAUGCAAACCCCAAAGACUUAACAGUGUCAGAGGCUGGUGAUGCAGCCAUAAAGAGGAGGAAAGUUGAUAAGAGAACACAAAGAAAUAAAACGUUCAACUUGGCCAUCAAUCUGAACAUGGCCCCACCUGCUCACAGUGCCCAGUCACAUCCGUCUGUUUCAAAUGCUAAGACUGAAGAUGAAAAAGUCAGUGAGAAAAAGGCGGCUGUGAAGGAGAUGAGUGAGAAGGCUGAGGGCAAUGCAAAUGGCGGGGCUCUGAACUCCUCGGCUGCCUCCGUGCUUCCCAGCACUGCUCAGACUUCUCCACUGAGUGAUGGCGUGGAGUCAAGUGCAGAUCAAGUCACAGCAAAGAGUGAUGAGCACCCCUGCAACACCACCCUCCUGGAAGGCAACAGUGAGGUGGGUGGGGUAGAACAGCAUAAAAACACAGCAAAUGCAAGUGAAAAAGAAGGUGCACAAGCCACAGGCAACGAACAAAUUCCAGGGAGUCCUGAGCAGAGCGUUGCAUCCUCGUGUGCAGAACAAGGCAGCACUGAGGUUGCAAUACAAAGAACGGGUAGCUCUGAGCGUGUUGCAGAGCCUGGUGAAGAGCACAUAGCAACAGUGUGAGAGCAGCACGGUGAGCACUCGAGCAAGCAGAGGUGUGCUGCCCUAACUACUGAGAGCCAACUUCUGCAAGCUGUACGCUAUGGAGAAAAUAAACACUGACUGGGCUGAUUCAGGCUCACCCCUGUCUCAUUGUCACCCUUCCUCACUUUGAUAAGGUCAUCAGUAGUGACUCUGCUGAGAACCAGCACUUGGUUGCCCUACAGAGGAAAACUUUAAAUUAGUCAUCUUCCUCAACAAGCUGUGGUGUUUGUGUUCCUAUUUUUUAUCUGAUGUUCAGAAUUCUCUUGGAGCAACAGGGAUUUUUGCACUUUGCUUUGCUUCUGGUAUGUCCCUUUUUAAAGAAGGAGAAUGUUAAUCAGUUUCCUUGAUUUGAUUUAGUAUUUAAUAAAUACAUGAAUUUUAAUGUAAGAUAGCAUGAUGUAAUUUGCCAGACCUUUCUAUUGCCAUAUAAAUUCUUGGUUGUUUUGGAAGGCAGCACCUUCACAGAAGACUUAUUCCUGCAGAGGUGUCUCUUUCCUGGGCCAUUUGCCUGAAAGAGAUGAGAGCAUUAUGUAAAGAGAUGAGAGAUUUUGCAUCAUAUAAGAGUUUUGUUGCCUCUCCUCCUGUAAGAAAACAAGUUUGAAUUAAGACCAGGAUAAAAUGUGUAAUAUUAAUGUGUCUGUGACCGGUAUUAACCUUUGUGUACAGAUAAUGUUCUCCAUGGUGCAAAAA